AUUGCCUCUGUUGAAACCAUGCUUGCUUCCGCUCGUUUUGCUGCAGUGCGCUGCUCGCCAUCGUCGUCGUUGCUCCUCACCAAGAGCACCGCCGCCACCGCACCAACAGCAGCAACAACAGCAGCAGCAAUCGCAGUUCGCCACUAUCACGAGAAGGUUAUCGAUCACUACGAGCGCCCGCGGAAUGUCGGCUCGCUCAACAAGAACUCCAAGUUUGUCGGCACCGGCCUGGUCGGCGCCCCUGCAUGCGGCGAUGUCAUGAAGACGCCAAUGGAAAGAUCAUUAACGCCGCUUUCAAGACAUUCGGAUGUGGAUCGGCCAUCGCUAGCUCGUCUUUUGCCACCGAGUGGGUCAAGGGAAAGACGUUGGACGAGGCCGCACUCGUCAAGAACUCUGAAAUUGCCGAGCAGCUCCACCUUCCUCCUGUCAAGCUGCACUGCUCCAUGCUUGCUGAAGACGCAAUCAAGGCUGCAAUUUCGGACAUUCGAAAGAAACAAGUCGCCACUGCCUAAUCUCGUUCAGCUCUUUUUUUUUUUUUUUUUUUUUUUCUCUUUAACUUUCUUUCACGCCUUCUUCUCCUUUUUGUCUACCCUCUUUCGUUUUUGACCUCGUUUUUUCCUCUCGUCAUGUCGAAUCAUUUAUUAUCCGGGCUGUCCCUUCCUGCUCCACUUGUUGUCCUUUGUUCCCACUUUCGCAGUGCCUUUUCUGCCAAAGGGGUUUUCCACACCAUGUUCUGUUCUGUGACCUUGCUUUCCUGCCUGUCAUGCCUUGCUAACUCGCUUGCUUGAUUGAAGUCAACCUUCUCGCGUGCUUUCAGCCAAUGGCAGCACAUACGUUCGAGACAUUUGGCGAGUUUGCCGCAGUCCCAGCACGACAGACAUGGAAUUUUUUUGCGAUACGCGGCUUCAUGCUCCUCCACUGCAUCAGUGUGUGCAUGGUGUGAGUGGGCAGUGUGCAAUCCGUGUUCUUUUGCUCGUGCUGCGGCUGCCGCGAAUUCGCCCUCUUUCGGUUUGACGUUGCGAGCUUCUUUUUUUUUCCCCCCCCCCUUUGUUUCUUUAUUUCUUUCUUCCUCCUUUUUUCAGUUUUAUUUGUUGUUAUUUCCUGCAAAUCAUCAUUUCACCUCGAUGCUGGCUGCAUGCAGUCCCGCUGUAUAAAUACACUUGAUGCCAUCUUCU
Capsaspora owczarzaki ATCC 30864 is the source of this 1175-nucleotide messenger RNA. RefSeq names its product NifU-like protein. Gene Ontology annotation, molecular function: 2 iron, 2 sulfur cluster binding; ferrous iron binding. The record is from RefSeq and is a predicted model, not a curated record. NCBI's taxonomy places the organism in Eukaryota, Filasterea, Ministeriida, Capsasporidae. Gene Ontology annotation, biological process: intracellular iron ion homeostasis; iron-sulfur cluster assembly. Gene Ontology annotation, cellular component: cytoplasm; mitochondrial matrix. The coding region runs from base 19 to 606 and encodes 195 amino acids. The transcript is spliced from 4 exons.